AUGUACGAGCGGUCCACAAACGCGCACAAGCAGCAAAAACUUUCUUCUCGGGGGCGGCGUUUCAGUGCUUCACACUUUUUACGCACUUCUUCCACUUCCCCUUCUCUGUAUUCCGUUUAUUUAUAUACUCAAAUGAUUGCCAUUCAACGCACCUCUGCAUCACUCGUCGGAGCGACGACUGGGGCGAGAUCGUCCCCCGCGACGUCGAGAAGAAAUCAUCGCGCCGCUGCCGCUUCCACCGUCACCCGUCGUGAUGGGAUGCGUUCUCACGUGACGUCGAUGGAACGAAGGACGAAGAAUUCGUUCCGACUCCCCGCGAUCGCGAUGCCGUCUCCCGAAGUCAACGAACAGAUGCAAACGAUGACGUACAACGAAACCGGGAAAUGGCGGGAGAAUUUUGACCUCGCCGGGUGGGCGAAGGAGAUCAGAGAGGUUGAAAAAGAACAACGCUCGGAUAAGUACCACGAAGAGGACGUGAAGCACCUGAAGAAGAUCCUCGGAUGGGCGAACAUGUGCUACUACGGCGGACUCGGGGUUAUGUUUUUACUGCCGCAACUCGGCGUGGCGCAAGCGUUUGGGGCGAACGUUUUAGGCGCGUUUAUGAUGUCCACGGCGAUUUGCGCGAGAUGGACGAUGGUUGGACACCACGUGUGCCACGGUGGGUAUAACGCGGCCAUGACGGAAGGGAACGAGAUUAAAGGGAGGUUUCACCGAAGGAAGUUUGCAAGAGGGCCGUGGAACAGAAUCAUCGACUGGAUGGAUUGGAUGAUGCCGGAGGCGUGGGACGUGGAACACAACCACUUGCACCACUAUCAGUUGGGGGAGGAUGCUGACCCGGAUUUGGUCGAGAGAAACAUGAAGACGACGAGAGAAGGGCCGAUGCCGAUGUGGGCGAGAUACAUGCAAGUUGCCGCGUUGUCCGUGAUUUGGAAGUGGUUUUACUACGCGCCGAACACGAUGAAGGAGUUGUUCGCGAGAAGAGCGAGAGAGGCGGAAAAGAGAGGCGAGGAAUCGUACCAACCGUACACGACUGGGUCGAUGCCGUCCACGGUAUUGACGACGGUCCAAUCUGCGUUCCAGGGGAACUUUGGCGCGAUUAUUGAAACCGCCAAGUGCUUCGCGCCGUACGCGACGUUUCAGUUUGGCGUCUUGCCGGCGGUUGGUUACGCCAUCGGCGGCGCGCAAAUGGCCAUGGCCACUUUGGCGACGACUUUAUUGGCGGAUUUGUUCACCAACUUGCACUCGUUCAUCGUGAUCGCGACGAACCACGUCGGUGACGACAUUUACAGAUUUGAAUCCGAGACGAAACCGAGAACGGACGACUUUUACAUGCGAGCAGUUAUCGGCUCUGCGAACUUUCGCACCGGGGGCGACGUCAACGAUUUCAUGCACGGCUGGUUGAACUACCAAAUCGAGCACCACAUGUGGCCGGACAUGUCCAUGCGAUGCUAUCAAAGAGCGCAACCGAAAGUUAAGGCGAUUUGCGAAAAGUACGGCAUGCCGUACGUGCAAGAGAACGUGUUCAAGCGCGUUGGGCAAUUGGUCGAUGUCAUGGUCGGCAAGCGCACAAUGCUCGUAUGGGAAAACGGAGAUUAA
Molecule: messenger RNA, 1596 nt
Organism: Bathycoccus prasinos
Lineage: Eukaryota; Viridiplantae; Chlorophyta; Mamiellophyceae; Mamiellales; Bathycoccaceae
Exons: 2
Coding region: 1-1596 (531 amino acids)
Biological process (GO): lipid metabolic process
Cellular component (GO): membrane
Molecular function (GO): oxidoreductase activity, acting on paired donors, with oxidation of a pair of donors resulting in the reduction of molecular oxygen to two molecules of water
Source: RefSeq, a predicted model, not a curated record